This is a messenger RNA of Rhipicephalus microplus (southern cattle tick), 4047 nucleotides long. RefSeq names its product cell adhesion molecule Dscam1. Gene Ontology annotation, molecular function: protein binding. The record is from RefSeq and is a predicted model, not a curated record. Lineage: Eukaryota; Metazoa; Arthropoda; Arachnida; Ixodida; Ixodidae. Gene Ontology annotation, biological process: cell-cell adhesion.
AUGCCUGAGAGUACAGGUAACCCGGAGGACAGUCCGAAUGAAGUGGCCCACAACGUGGCUCGAGGUCUUACGUUCCUAGUUGCGUCAGAUGAAGGGGCCAUCCAAACGGACUUUUCUGCGCCGGUGUCGGUAUUGCUAAGCACGGGUGCGCGAGCCGAUCUCCCACCACCCACGUCUGGUGGUAUGGCUGCACCGGCGUUCCUUCAUGAGCCACCAGUGCAGGUUGUAUUUUCCAACAUGACCGGGGCUCUGGUUUCUUGUUCUGCCUCCGGUCAACCCCGACCCGUUAUCAGCUGGACUAACGAGAGUGGCUCGCCUAUCGACCAUAUUCCUGGUCUGCGCCGUGGAAGACCGGACGGCACGCUGGAAUUCUUCCCUUUCCGCGGAGAGGACUACCGCCAGGAGGUUCACGCGUCCCGAUACCGAUGCAGGGCCUCAAACACUCUCGGUUCUGUGUUCAGCCGAAGCGUCCAUGUCAAAGCCGUGGUGCAGCAGCAAUACGAGAUUCGCGUUGACGACGACUUCGUAAUCCGCAUGAACACUGGCGUGCUUCGGUGUCAUGUCCCGAACUACGUGAAAGAAUACGUCGUCGUAACGUCAUGGGUUCGCAGCGACGGCUUCAUCAUUUCUGUGCAAGCCAUUCCAGAUGAGAAUUCGAAGUACGUAGCCUUCACGUCGGGUGAGCUGCACGUUCGGCGUGCAGGACCUGAAGACAGCCACCACUCGUUCCAGUGCCAGACCAAAGACACUCUCACCGGUGCAGUGGUUAGCAGCAUCACGGCUGGAAAACUUGUGAUAACUGAGCCACACUCCAGCAUUCCUGCCAAGGUGAUCCACUGGAGCCGACAGGUAGAAGGGCCGCAAGGAUCAGCGCUUUUCGUGCCGUGCGAAGCCCAGGGCCACCCACAGCCUUCGUAUCGCUGGUACCGCCAGUACGGUGCCCGACUACGACCGCUGCUGCCCCUCAGCGAGCCAGGAAUCGUGCUGGUCGGUGGCACUCUCGUGUUCAGGCGGGCGUCGGUCCAAGACAGCGCCACCUACGUGUGUGUUGUUAGCAACGGAGCAGGAGCCGAGGAGAAGAACGAGAUACAGGUCCUGAUCACUGAACCGUUGGAAGUACAAAUGUGGCCCAGAACACGGGAGGUUCGCUCCGGCGACUCGGUCACUCUGAAUUGCAGCGUGUCCGGGUUUCCUGUACGUUCCGUCACGUGGUCCAAGGACGGAAGACCCUAUACUAGGACCGUCGACUGCGGGCGCAUCGACGUCGGCGGGCAGUGGCGGCGCUUCGGCACUGUCGCGGCGCGUGCUGAUGCUGAACCGGUACGCGCUGAGGAUUCAGCGGAACCGCCGGUUCUCGUUUCACACUUCGAAGAUAACGUUGUACGUCGAGAUGAGCCGGUGUCUCUUCGAUGCGCCGCCACAGGGACACCACUGCCCCAAAUAACGUGGUCCAUCUAUGAUAUACAAGUGCAGGACUCCAGUCGAGUCCGUGUCGGUGACUACGUGAGCCGAGAUGGGUCCGUGAUCAGCUUCGUAAAUAUCACAAGGGUUAGGCCCGAAGAUGGCGGUGCCUACCGCUGCGAAGCGUCCAACGAACACGGCUCGGACGCACACUCCGGUCGCCUGAACGUGCUCGGUCCACCGGCGGUGCACACAAUGCACAACCGCACAGUUGUUGCGGGAAGGAGGGCGAUGCUGCACUGCCCCUACUCUGGCUUUCCGGUGACGAGAGUAAUUUGGCGUAAAGUUCCACCAUCGAUCACACCAUUCUCCUUUCCGGAGAAACCUCAGCUGGGCUCCCGUGCCAGCGUUACAUGCAGCGUUCCCGAUGGUGACCCACCAAUACGUCUCUCAUGGCUUCGCGAUGGCGUGCCAUUGGACCCAUCGCCAUCUACCGGAAAAGAAGGUGUCUCUUUCGGUCACGUGGAUGACUUCAUCUCCACGCUGGUGUUUAAGUCCCUGCGCGAGGAGCACACGGCCGUGUACACCUGCCUUGCGGCGAACGAAGCCGCUGCUGUCAACUACUCUGCGCCGCUUGUCGUCUACGCCCCACCAAGAUGGCGGCUGGAGCCCGCGGAUACGACUGUUACUACCGGUGAGCGAGUGAUCCUUGACUGUCAGGCUGAUGGCACCCCGGAACCCAGGGUUCGUUGGAAGAAGUCGGCAGGACCUCAGAGCACGGAAUUCCGCACCGUUAUCAGCAGCUCUCGCAUGCAAGCACUGGUGAACGGAUCGCUAGUGAUUCAAGAAGUGGAGACCGCGGAUGCAGGCGGUUAUAUGUGCGAGGCCUCGAACGGCGUUGGUCUACCCCUGUACACUGUCGUGCAGGUUAACGUCCAUGCCCCCGCCAAAGUAAGGCAGCGUUUUAUGUCCCACAUGGCUGGGAGAGGGCAAGUGGUGAAGCUACGCUGUGAAGCUACGGGAGAUGAACCUAUCAGCUUUUUUUGGUCGAAGGACAGCAAACCAAUCAAGGCAUUCUCUAAUCCUAGGUACACCAUCAAAGACCACUCCCGCGAGGAGUCACCCUGGUCCGAGCUGAUGAUACUGCUCGCCGAGAAGAACGACACAGGCACCGUCAAAUGCGAGGUUUCCAAUGCCUACGGACAUGACGAGCAGGUGACACACCUCUCCAUACAAGACAGGCCCGAUGAACCUCCCAGACCGGAAGCGCUGAACGUGCUCAGCCGAUCUGUGACCAUUCUGUGGAAAAGCCCGAACGAUGGGAACUCGCCCAUCACUAAGUACAUCGUGCAGUACAAGAGGAGCAUCGAGUCAUGGGAGAAGCAACUCAGCGAAAUGGUGGCCGAGGCUGACCAGAGCCAGGUUACUGUGCAAGACCUGCAUCCACUCACCGAAUACAACUUCAGAGUGCUCGCUGAGAACGUCAUUGGUAUCGGGCCACCUAGUGAGGCGUUGACGGUCAUCACCGAUGGAGAAGUACCUGCAACUCCUCCUCAGAGCGUGAAGGUGACAGCAGUCAGCUCAAGAAAAGUAGAAGUGUCAUGGAAGCCACCACCAGUGCACCUUCAGUACGGCGAAAUCCAGGGUUAUUAUGUUGGCUAUCGUGUACACGGCUCCACCGAGCCAUACGUCUUCAAGACCGUCACGGGAUCUUCAUCUUCGCCGGGCAAUCCCUUCACGCGAUGUGUCGUGGAUAACCUACAGCGGGCCACUGCCUACGCCGUAGUAGUGCAAGCGUACAACGACAAAGGAGCAGGACCGCUCUCCGACGAGAUCAUGGUGCAGACGCACGAGCAAGAUCCACCACCACCACCUCUGGUGACCGUGACGUCUAGAACGAAAGAUUCAAUUGAACUUUCUUGGACGCCACAAGACGAAGGAAAAGAAGUCGUCGAAGGAUACGUUGCCCGCUACCGCACGCUGGAGGGUCUUGAGUGGAGCGAGGUUCCUAUAACUCCCGACAAGGGGAGCUACCUGUUUGAAGGUCUCCAAUGCGGUAGCACCUAUUCACUGUCUGUGCUCAGCUUCAAUCGCAACGGACGUAGCGAGCCCGAAGAGCUGCUGCAAGUCAAAACAGAGGGAACAGCCCCCCAGGCUCCCUCGCCAAAGGCGGCAAUACUCCCCAACGUGACCAGUCUUGGCCUCGUGCUGGCCGCCUGGCGUGAUGGCGGCUGCCCUAUUAGCCACUUCCUGGUUCAAUACCGGCCCCGUGACGAAUUGGACUGGACGCUGCUGUCGUCGCGUGUACUUCCUGACCGAGACGUGGUGAUCCUCGGUGACUUGGCGCCUGGAACCUGGUACCAGGUGCUCGUGGUUGCCUAUAACAGCGCAGGCUCCACAAAGGCAGAGUACACUGUCGCCACGCUGACCCUCGCAGGAAAUCCUUUGGAGCCGGAUAAAAUAUCUGAGGCUGGACGGGACAGUGCUAGCCCACGGUAUCGAAGCUUAUCUAUCAUCGUGCCUAUUUGCUGCUCCAUCAUUGUCCUGAUGGCCGUCACUGUGGCCAUCAUGGUGCUCGUUUGCCGGAGAAGGUCUUCCGGGACCCCACCAUCAGCCAUCAGCACUUAUGAAGCGUUAGAGUUGUAA